This is a messenger RNA of Uncinocarpus reesii 1704, 2073 nucleotides long. Its product is annotated as histone deacetylase clr3. Gene Ontology annotation, biological process: chromatin organization. The record is from RefSeq and is a predicted model, not a curated record. Lineage: Eukaryota; Fungi; Ascomycota; Eurotiomycetes; Onygenales; Onygenaceae. The transcript has 9 exons. Bases 1 to 2073 code for a protein of 690 amino acids. Gene Ontology annotation, cellular component: histone deacetylase complex. Gene Ontology annotation, molecular function: histone deacetylase activity.
AUGGACGCCGACGAGGAUGUCGUCAUGUCGGGGACUGGGACCACGGUUCCUGUGAGGACUGAUAAACCGUCGAGCGCGUCACCAAACAAGAUAGGUACGGAGAAACUCAAUGGAGCUUCCCGGUCUAGUGGCCAAGCCGAGUCGCUGCUGGCGGCGUUUCAAAGAAAAGUAGUGGCACCUGGAAAUCUAAUCAAGGAGAUUGAAGACCAUCAAGCAGGUACCCAUUCGAGUGCGAAACCUAAAGACACGAAGCAAGGAUCUGAAAAGGAAUACGAAUCCGUCUCAGAGGAGGAAGAGGAGUCUGACUCGUCAGUGGAGAGCGAUGAAGUUCCAACGCUACUCCCUAUUUCAUCCCUGCCCACGGGCGUAUGCUACGAUAUCCGGAUGCGCUAUCAUUGCGAGGUCAAGCCGACUUUAGAUGUUCAUCCAGAGGACCCUAGACGGAUUUACUACAUUUAUAAGGAACUUUGCAAAGCAGGGCUUGUCGAUGAUCCCGAUGCUUCACGGCCACUGGUAUCUCAACCCUUGCUUCGCAUACCUGCGCGAAACGCUACACUUGAGGAAAUAUCGUUAAUUCACGAUCCGGAACAUUAUGACUUCGUUCGCAGCACCAAGACCUGCGGCGGUGCUAUUGAAACCUGCAAGGCGGUUGUCUCGAGCAAGGUCAAAAACGCGAUCGCUGUGAUCCGGCCUCCCGGGCAUCAUGCAGAGCAAUGUCAGGCCAUGGGGUUUUGCUUAUUCAAUAAUGUCUGCGUUGCCGCUAGGGUCUGCCAGAAUACUUUCGGCGACAAGUGCCGCAAGAUAAUGAUCGUCGACUGUUUAGGCAAUGGAGUUCAAAAUGCUUUUUACGACGAUCCGAAUGUGUUGUAUGUCUCCAUUCAUGUCUACAAGGACGGUGCAUUUUAUCCGGGCGGCGAGCAGGGGAACUGGGACCAAUGUGGUGAAGGGGUUGGAUUGGGAAAAAAUGUCAAUAUUCCCUGGCCUACCCAAGGCAUGGGAGACGGAGACUAUCUUUACGCUUUCCAGGAAGUGAUUAUGCCAAUCGGCUAUGAGUUCAACCCAGACCUUGUUAUCAGUGAGUUCCUCCAAUCCUGCGCCCGCUCCUUGCCCGAUUUUGACGAAAUUCUAGUUUCGGCUGGUUUUGAUGCCGCGGCGGGUGAUGAACUUGGCGGUUGUUUCGUCACUCCGCCAUGUUAUGCUCAUAUGACAUCUAUGUUGAUGAACCUUGCAAACGGCAAGGUCGCUGUCUGCUUGGAGGGCGGAUACAAUUUCCGGUCGAUCUCAAAGUCAGCACUCGCGGUUACUAGGACGUUGAUGGGCGAGCCCCCGGAUAGACUUAUUGGCGCUGGGGCAUCUAAUGCGGGAGUCUCUACCGUUCGUCAAGUAGCCAUGAUCCAGUCAAAGUACUGGCGGUGCAUGUAUCCGAAAGGUAUUCAAAUACAGUCAGAGCUUUCCAGUGUAUACUCGCUAAAAUUCAACCUAGGUCCUCCGGAGGCGUUCUGGGGUAAUCGCGUUCAUGAUAUCAUCCGGCAGUACCAAGCGAAACAACUUUACGACGAACACAAGCUAACCAGCCUUUAUAUCUAUCGGAAUUCGAUUUCCAAGUCUUUCGAAAACCAAGUCCUUGCAAGGCCAGAGCUCAUGGGCAUCCCACAUCCACUCACCAACACAUUGGAAGCGCAUAACUGUUGGAUGGCUGAUGUCGUCAAGGAUUAUAUUGGAUGGGCCAUGGACAAAAAUAUCGGAGUGAUAGAUGUGAAUAUCCCGAAGCAUUUCACUAAGAGUAGCUCUUUCGAUCAAUACGAGGACGAGGAUAAGAAACGGAUAGACAUGGCGGAGGAACUUGCAGUUUACCUUUGGGAGAAUUACAUCGAGUAUGAAAAUAUGUUGCUAGCUAUAUUUUGGACUUUACUGAUUACUAUUUUCUCCUUUUCGUUUCGCAGGCCCAACGAAGCCACCCACGUCUUUUUUAUGGGAGUUGGCAACGCAUUCGGGGGGCUUUCGAGACUACUAUCCAAUAAAGGUAUGGGCGCUCUCGGCUCUCCCGAUCGUUCAACACUGAUGAUCGCGUAG